GCCAACGGCGCGAGCGAUUGCCCGCCCGGCGCCAGCCAUUGCUUGAUCUCCUGCUCCUCGCUCUCUCUGCUCGCAUCGCUCCCACCCUCGCACGGCCCUCAAGCUCUCGCUCUCCUGCACGUUCUGCCACCGACUCGCCGUUGCUCGUUCGCCUCCCCCACUACCCCGCAAGCUUCCUCUCAUCGACCAUGUGCGGCGAGGCUGCGACCGCCUUCCUGCGCGCUCUGCCCAAGUGCGAGCACCACCUGCACAUCGAGGGCUCGCUCGAGCCGCAGAUGCUGUUCGAGCUCGCCGACAAGCACGGCAUGAAGCUCGACGAGGCCAUGUACUCGACGAUCCCGGCCCUCGAGGAGCGUUACCGCAACUUUGCCAACCUCGACGACUUUCUCGCCUACUUCAACAAGGCGAUGGACGUCCUCAUCGACGAGUCGGACUUUGCGGCGCUCGCGCACGCGUACCUCAAGCGCGUCCACAGCGACGGCCUCGUCCACGCCGAGGUCUUCUUCGACCCACAGGCGCACACGGGGCGCGGCAUCGCGCUCGACGUCGUCGUGCGAGGGCUCAAGAAGGGCCUCGCGCAGGGCGAGGAGGAGUUUGGCAUCACGACCGAGCUGAUCAUGUGCUUCGUCAAGCACCUGAGCGUCGAGUCGGCGCAGCAGGCUGUCGUCGAGAUGCAGCCGUACGUCGCGAGCGGCGACGUGAUUGGGCUCGGCGCCGACUCGUCGGAGAAGGACAACCCUCCGUCCAAGUUCGCCUCGGUGUACGACACGGCUCGCGAGGUCGGGUUCCCGCGCCUGACGAUGCACUCGGGCGAGGAGGGCCCGGCGUCGUGGGUGCGCCAGACCGUGUUCGACCUCGGGAUCAACCGCGUCGACCACGGCGUGCACGCCGCCGACGACGACGAGCUCCUCGACGAGCUCGCCGCACGGGGCACCUUCUUCACGCUGUGCCCGCUGUCGAACGUGCGCCUGCGCGUGCACACGAGCGUGAGCGAGUCGCCCAUCCCCAAGUUUCUCGAGAAGGGCAUCAAGUUCUCGCUCAACUCGGACGACCCGGCGUACUUUGGCGGUUACGUCCUCGACAACUACCUCGCCGUGCACGACGCGUUCGGGUUCGACAAGGCGACGUGGCGGCGCAUCGCGCAGAACGGCAUCGACGGCUCGUGGUGCUCGGACGAGCGCAAGGCGGCCAUGUCGGCGCGGCUCGACAAGGUCCUGAGCGAGUGGGAGGGCAAGGAGAUCUGAGCGGUCAACGAGGCAGAGCAGUAGACCUAGAUUAGAGCUCUCUCUCUCGAGUGUGUAUCAUGGUACAGAUGCAUUGCGGAGG
Rhodotorula graminis WP1 is the source of this 1326-nucleotide messenger RNA. RefSeq lists its product as uncharacterized. Gene Ontology annotation, molecular function: adenine deaminase activity. Lineage: Eukaryota; Fungi; Basidiomycota; Microbotryomycetes; Sporidiobolales; Sporidiobolaceae. Gene Ontology annotation, cellular component: cytosol; nucleus. The transcript has 5 exons. Gene Ontology annotation, biological process: purine ribonucleoside monophosphate biosynthetic process; adenine catabolic process; hypoxanthine salvage. The record is from RefSeq and is a predicted model, not a curated record. Bases 189 to 1244 code for a protein of 351 amino acids.